Molecule: messenger RNA, 1355 nt
Organism: Morone saxatilis (striped sea-bass)
Lineage: Eukaryota; Metazoa; Chordata; Actinopteri; Moronidae
Product: gap junction delta-3 protein-like
Exons: 1
Coding region: 172-1029 (285 amino acids)
Biological process (GO): cell communication
Cellular component (GO): connexin complex
Source: RefSeq, a predicted model, not a curated record
ACAUAAGCCUUUGACCUGGCGGUUGGUCUGUCAGUAUGAGUCACGUAUUGAAGAUAAUAAGACACAUUUUAGUUUCUUUUUUUUAACCACAGACACCAUUUGCUGUGAGACAGGACAGGUGCAUAGAUCUCCAGACUUUCAAGAAGCCAUACCCAAGACAGCACUGCAAUCAUGGGGGAAUGGGGCUUCCUUGGCGGACUCUUUGACAGCCUCCAGGCCCACUCGCCGAUGCUGGGUCGUUUCUGGCUCCUAAUCAUGCUCGUCUUUAGGAUACUGAUCCUGGGAACAGUAGCCAGUGACCUGUUUGAGGAUGAGCAAGAGGAAUUUGCCUGUAACACCCUCCAGCCGGGCUGCAAACAGGUAUGCUACGACAUGGCCUUUCCCAUCUCCCAGUACAGAUUCUGGGUGUUUCACAUCGUCCUCAUCGCCACACCUUCCCUGCUUUUCCUCAUGUAUGCCAUGCAUCACCAUAACAAGAGGACCAACCGCUCCAAAUUCGACCAAAUUUGCAACCACGACUACAGAGAAGAACUCAGUUUCAGGAGGCUUUACAUUGUCAACGUGGCCUUCCGCAUAUUGGCAGAAGUUGGCUUUCUGGUGGGCCAGUGGUUCCUGUACGGCUUCAAGGUGGAAGCCCAGUUCCCCUGCAGCCGCUUUCCUUGCCCCUACACAGUGGACUGCUUCACCUCCCGCCCUGCAGAGAAAACAGUCUUCCUCUGCUUCUACUUCGUCGUAGGGGUCAUAGCAGCGAUUUCCAGCUGUGCUGAGCUUCUCUACGGCUCCAUGAAGUGGUUCUGCACAAGGCGGGAGCCCCCCACCCCGGAACGCUCCUGUGUCUGCCAGAACCUCCAUAACAUCAGCAAGGAGGAAGCGGAGUUGGAGGAGAAACCACUAGGAAAGACUGUGUCACACAGUGCACCCAGCAGCAUGAGGCUGAAGGCAGGAUCACUGAGGAGCAGUGCGAGUAGGAAGGUCUCCAGCAAGCACAAGGGUGGCAAAUACGUGAGCACCAGGACACUCAUGGUGUGAGAGAGCAUGGAUUUAAACAUCUAUGUCCCUUAUUUUCAUCUAAAUGUUUUAAAGAUUUGACUAAUUCCUGUAAGCCAAAUACGGAAAGAAAUAUUUUUACUGAUAAUGACUGAAGGAUUUUAUGAUUGGAGAUAUCAUAAGGAAAUACUUGGGAGACCUUGAUUAGAUCAGGAAAUGAGCCAAGACAAGAUGUGACUGAUGGCUUUGAUAAGGCAGAUUUGUUGUUGACUUGUUUUUUCUGGUGAAUCAUUACAGACUAUAAACAGUUCCAGGAGGGAAAAAGCUGUUGGACCUGAUGCACUGAUUGCUUCUUUGUUUCAAACAGA